AUGUGGAGUUUUAAGAAUGUGUGCAAAGACUCCACAAGACAUGUCCCUAAGCCAAAGGACGUGAAGCAGGCCGAGGCCAAGCCACCAGGAAGGCUGGAGGAUGAAGGAAAGCGGGCUUCAGAAGCACCAGACACUGGGAUCAAGAAGAGGAUACAACUCUUCCCAGAGUGGAGCCGAGGCUUGACCAAGGCUCAGCGCAAACAGGCCUGGCUCCUCUUCCUCAAGUUUGGUUACAAUGCUUACCUCAGCAAUGGGCUUCCCUUGAAUCGAUCCAUCCCAGACACUGGGAGUGCCAGGUGUCUCAAGAAGAAAUAUCCGAACCAUCUCCCAACUCUCAGUGUCAUUCUCAUAUUUAUGAAUGAAGCCAUGUCAGUUAUACAACUGGCCAUCACCAGCAUCAUCGAUAGGACCCCUUCUCACCUGCUAAAGGAACUCAUUCUGGUGGAUGAUUUUAGCUCACAUAGUGAAUUAAAGGGCAAGUUAGACAAGCAGAUGGAGCUUUAUGCCCUCAAGUACCCUGGGCUGCUGAAGUUGAUAUGUCACACCAAGAGGAAAGGGAUCGUUGGGGCUCGAAUCUCAGGCUGGCAAGCUGCCACAUCAGAUGUGAUCAUCAUUUUGGGUGCUCAAAUUGAAGUGAAUAUUGGGUGGGCAGAACCCAUAUUAGCUCGAAUCCAGGAAGACCACACUGUGAUCGUGUCACCCAUGUUUGACAACAUUCAUUUCAAUAGCUUCGAGGGUAUUCCACAGCCACUGGCUGCGUACGGCUUUAACUGGUCUCUGCUGUGUCGCUAUGACCCUCUACCACAAGACUGGCUUGCCCUGAAAGAUGACACUGCACCAGUGAUGAGUCCUUCCAUCUUUGGAAUCCUUGCUGCAAACAGAUUGUUCUUGGGAGAGAUUGGACUUCUGGAUGGAGGAAUGAAGAUCUAUGGAGGAGAAAAUGUGGAUCUCAGUCUAAGGGUGUGGCAGUGUGGGGGGAAGAUCGAGGUCUUACCCUGUUCCUGAGUUGCUCACUUAGAGCGACCCCACAAACCCUAUGCUCCGAAGCUGGGAUCAGCCAUAAAACGCAAUGCUCUUUGGGUGGCUGAAGUGUGGAUGGAUGAAUACAAAUCCAUGGUCUACUUCUUUUGGAAUCUGCCUCUAGAGGUCAUAUUCUACUGUAGAACAGGAGAAUUCUAUGUAGGGCGCCUAUACACUGAGUCGUAUUGGCAUGAUCGCUGCCUCAUAGACCCAGGCCAAGGGCAUUGGCCAAUAUUAGAGACAUGCACUGAGGCAGUUAAUAAAGAGCUAUACAUGUACUGGGAUUUUAAACAGGGGGCAGCUGUCAUCAAUCGGGCCAUUAAGAGGUGCCUAGAGAUCAAGAAGAACCCCUCAGGUUUUCAUAUCCUUGUCCUACAGGAGUGCACUGGGCAAAUAUGGACUAUCCAACAUAUUGUCAGAGACUGGGGAAUUCCAGGAGCCUUCAGUAGGUAUUGA
Molecule: messenger RNA, 1476 nt
Organism: Dromiciops gliroides (monito del monte)
Lineage: Eukaryota; Metazoa; Chordata; Mammalia; Microbiotheria; Microbiotheriidae
Product: probable polypeptide N-acetylgalactosaminyltransferase 8
Cellular component (GO): Golgi apparatus
Source: RefSeq, a predicted model, not a curated record